Molecule: messenger RNA, 1237 nt
Organism: Ananas comosus (pineapple)
Lineage: Eukaryota; Viridiplantae; Streptophyta; Magnoliopsida; Poales; Bromeliaceae
Exons: 7
Coding region: 26-961 (311 amino acids)
Biological process (GO): regulation of DNA-templated transcription; DNA-templated transcription termination
Cellular component (GO): chloroplast
Molecular function (GO): RNA binding
Source: RefSeq, a predicted model, not a curated record
GCGUAGAACCUUAUCGUAACCCCCGAUGCUUCUGGGAACUAUGGAAGUGACCUCCCCCAUCUCCUUCGCCUCCCCGAAACCCCAUUUCCCCUUCAUUCUCUCCUCCCCUUCCUCCUCCUCCUCCUCCUCCUCCUCCUCCUCUUCUCCCUCCUCCACCUCCUCUCUCCGCCUCAGAUUCCCACCUCGGCCAUUGACGACCCUCGUCGCCUCCGCACGGAGCUCGCUCCGCCUCUCCUCGCCCCUCGCCGUCGCGGAAACCCUAGAACAAGCCGCGGCGGAAGCUUCACCCUCGCAGCAGCCGCCGCCGCCGCGUGGGGUUCAGCAGAGGAUCGAUAAGAGCGGGAGGUUUUCUAGCCCCAGAGCCGCGCGGGAGCUUGCUCUGUUGAUUGCUUAUGCGGCGUGCUUGGAAGGGACUGAUCCUGUUCGGCUUUUCGACAAGAGAGUGAAUGCUAGAAGAGAGCCUGGAUUUGUUUUUGAUAAGGCCUCACUCUUAAAGUACGAUCACAUGAGUUUUGGAGGGGCACCAGUUGAGGUGGGAACAGAAGAAGAGGCAGAGGAGUUGAUGCUCCAGAACGAAAGGGAUUCAGCUAAUGAAGCAGAAGUUCUUUCAGCUCCGCCAAAGCUGGUGUACAAUCGAUUUGUUCUACGUUUCGCGAGGGAAAUUUUGGAAGCUGUUGCUAAUGGGUGGGAUCAGCAUGUUCUUGUUAUCAACAAAAUAACUCCCCAAAAUUGGAAGGAUGAGCCUGCGGCAAGGAUAUUGGAAUUCUGCAUUCUUCAUCUUGCUAUGGCAGAGAUAACAGCCAAAGGAACGCGGCACCAAAUUGUCAUUAAUGAGGCAGUUGAUCUUGCAAAGCGUUUCUGCGAUGGCGGAGCCCCUCGGAUUAUCAACGGGUGCCUUCGAACAUUUGUGAAAGAUUACAGCAACACACCUACUUUUCGGCCUUCAGAACCAACACCUUAAGGCUUCGGAAUAGCUUUAUACGGCCGAAAACAAAGAAUAUGAAGACAACAAAGAGAAUUAUUAAGAAUCUCAUCCCCUUCGGCAAUCGCCAACAGUUUAUUACUUGUAUUUAACUGUGAUGAUGACCCUGAGAUGGAAAUUACAUUCUUUAUUAGAAUGUAACAUGUAAGACGUGCUUAGUCAGCUUAUUCUUCAGUGUUGUAUAUCUUAAUAGCUUAAUAUCAGAAAACAAUUUUGGUAUUUAUAUGCAAUUUUAUGUAAUUGCAGGUUCUUUCA